This is a messenger RNA of Dracunculus medinensis (Guinea worm), 1212 nucleotides long. Lineage: Eukaryota; Metazoa; Nematoda; Chromadorea; Rhabditida; Dracunculidae. The record is from the annotation of a GenBank genome assembly.
AUGGUUCAAUGGAAUAUUGCUAUAAAUUCGGAAUGCCGAUGCUGGGGAGGAGAAGCGCGUUUUAAUCGACCAUUGCCAUAUAAUCAGUUCAAUACAUCUGAGAAAACAAGUUAUAUAUCAGAAAAACUAUUAUUACAAAAUGCGCCAUCGAGUUUGAUUAAGAAAGCCGAUCGACCAUGGCGUCAGCGUAUGGCUGACGCUGCACGUUUACGUCAUUUGCACGGUGAUGAGUUAGGAGAUGCAAUAUCAUCAACGAUAUCAGCAACACGUACAAGACGUAAUAGUAUAACAAAUAAUCCAAGUGGUGAUGAAUUACAAUCGUCAUUACAUGCUUUGCGUUCCUUUGUUGAUAAAACUACUUUGCAAACACCACUUUCACGUUAUCAGAGAAAUAAUCGAUUAUUCUUGAGUGCUGAUAUGAUAAAUAAUAAGCCAUUUUAUAGUUCGAAAGGGUUGUGUAGAGAAAAUGAUGAACUGUUUGGAUUGUCUCAAGGAGUAAAUAAUAAAAUGUCCAGAAACUAUGGAUCGUAUCAAACCACUAAUAGCUUGUUGGUACCGAAUGAGGAUUCUCCAUCAUUAACAAUGAAAAAGUCUUCAAAGAAAGCUGGUCAGCAUCGUUCUUAUCAAAAGGAAAGAAUGAACCAAUUAGCGCAAGAUUCCGAUUCAACGUCGGGUCAGGAAGAACGAGCAAAGUCUCGAGAAAGGCGACUUCGAAAACGUUUAAAGAAAAAAGUAGUUGCUUCUGCUGCUUCAACACUUGAUGUGAAUAGUAGUGAUGAUUCCUUGAAAAUCGAAGGCGAUUCUGGUCUUCAGCCAAAAAUAUCAAUAGAAGGCAAUCGAAAUAUUGGAGUUAAACCUAAAGAUGCAGAAGAUAAGAAAAAUAAGAAAAACUCAACAAACAAGCAUGAUUUGAAUGCAGAAAUCAGUAAUAUCGCUGACGAUAUCAAGGAACCACAAGCACAACAAGAUAGUUCCCUAAUAGCUAAUGAGAUCGAAAUUUUAAAUAAAAAAAGCGAUGUAUCGAGUGAUACGAACGAAUUGCUCAUUAUUGUCGUGGAACAAGACACACUCAGAGAUUUAAGCAAAUCUCCAAAAAAAAAAUUUAUAGCUGUCAGUAAAAUCAAGAUUACCUUUUCUGUUGGUAUGUCUGAUGUUAACACCGACCCAAGAAGGCACGAUGACGCCUACGUUAUCUCUGGUAACUAUGAUUAG